Messenger RNA from Zea mays, 1377 nucleotides. RefSeq names its product KH domain-containing protein SPIN1. Gene Ontology annotation, molecular function: mRNA binding. The transcript has 7 exons. Bases 45 to 890 code for a protein of 281 amino acids. Gene Ontology annotation, cellular component: nucleus. The record is from RefSeq and is marked provisional. Lineage: Eukaryota; Viridiplantae; Streptophyta; Magnoliopsida; Poales; Poaceae. Gene Ontology annotation, biological process: regulation of mRNA splicing, via spliceosome.
CUCUCUUUCCGAGCUCUCUCGCUGUCUCUCACCCAGCCGCCACCAUGUCAGGCCUCUACAACCAGGGCUUCUCCCCUGCAAGAACCCUCUCCCCCCAGAUUAGGAGCAACCCCGACGCUGAUAGCCAGUACUUGGCCGAGCUUCUCGCCGAGCACCAGAAGUUGGGGCCAUUCAUGCAGGUGCUGCCGAUAUGCAGCCGGCUGCUCAACCAAGAAAUCAUGCGGGUGUCAAGCAUGGUUCAUGACCAUGGAUUUAGUGAUCUUGACAGACGCCGGUUUAGAAGUCCUAGCCCUAUGUCUUCACCGAUUGUCCGGCCUAAUCUACAUGGAAAUGGUUUUGGUCCUUGGAAUGGGAUGCACCAAGAGAGAUUGGGCUUUCCUCCUCCUGGAACAAGUAUGGACUGGCAAGGAGCACCACCGAGCCCUGGCUCUUAUAUUGUCAAGAAGAUCAUGCGCUUGGAAGUUCCCGUCGACUCUUACCCUAAUUUCAACUUUGUGGGACGCAUUCUAGGGCCAAGGGGUAAUUCUCUAAAGCGAGUUGAAUCAUCAACUGGCUGCCGUGUUUUUAUUAGAGGGAAGGGUUCCGUCAAAGAUACAGAAAAGGAGGACAAACUUAAAGGAAAACCUGGGUAUGAACAUCUGAACGAGCCACUGCAUAUAUUAAUCGAGGCUGAGUUACCAGCGAACAUUGUUGAUACAAGACUGAGACAGGCACAAGAAGUCAUGGAGGAAUUGCUAAAGCCAGUGGACGAGUCACAAGAUUUGUACAAGAGGCAACAGCUGAGGGAGUUGGCUAUGCUAAACUCUACUCUGAGAGAAGACAGUCCUCACCCUGGAAGUGUCUCCCCUUUCAGCAACGGCGGCAUGAAGCGCGCAAAACCAAGCCAGUAGAGAAAGGUUUCAGGCUCUCCUCCACCCUCCUCCACUCCAGUCGUUCUUGGUGCAGCACCAGCAAGGUGUGCCUGCCCUUGAACCUGCGCUGCUUCGUGUCGUGGGUGCUUGUGUAAGAAAAAAAAGGUAUAUGCAUUUUGCUGCUGCUGGACGGACAGGUGGUCGAGACGAGGAGGAAAUCGCUGGUCGUUGAACUGUCUCCAUCUUCGGUGGAUCCGGCCAUUUUGCUGCUGUAAGGUGAUGGGCAUUCGUUCUAUUCGUUACUGACUGUUGACCAGAUUAUGAUGCCGUGGUUUCAGGGGAGACUAGCUAUGCCUAUGGCCCUGAUAAUUAGUGUGAGCUGGUUCGUUUAGGUGUUUAAUUAGUUUGUAUUAUUAUUAUUCGCGUUACGUUGUGGAGUAGUAGCAAACGUCACAGCUGGUGAUGCACUCCGCUCUGACAGUUUGAUGAGGACAGCUUUGAAUAAACCAUGUGAAUUCAGAAUGUU